Molecule: messenger RNA, 1737 nt
Organism: Dreissena polymorpha
Lineage: Eukaryota; Metazoa; Mollusca; Bivalvia; Myida; Dreissenidae
Product: sushi, von Willebrand factor type A, EGF and pentraxin domain-containing protein 1-like
Exons: 11
Coding region: 1-1737 (578 amino acids)
Source: RefSeq, a predicted model, not a curated record
AUGGAUUGUGGAUCCUCUGCUCCUCCAUAUGGACGCGUCAACGACACCACAUCGACUAUUGGAACUGUGGUUGGCGUUGAAUGUGACUAUGGUCGACGACUGAUUGGCGAUUUGGUACGGGUUUGCCAAGUGACUGGAAAGUGGACAGGUUCCCCCUCGUGUACUUUAAUUGAAUGUGAUGAUCCAACACCAGAUAACGGCAACGUUAACGGCACGUCACGGUUGCUUGACCACGUUCUCUCGGUGUCGUGUACUAAAGGUUUCACGUUGACUGGAAAUUCCGUCAUACGCUGCAGAAAUGACAGUACUUGGAGUGACUACCCGAACUGCACUAUUGUUGAUUGUGGCGUCCUGCAAAUUGCAAAUAUGACCAUAAACCUCGAAAAUGUGACCACAUACGGGCAGAUAGCAGAUGUCAGAUGCAAUCAAGAUUUCAUACCACUUGGUUCAUGGACUGUGAAAUGUGAAGCUAGUGGCGUUUGGAAUCACACGCAUGUUCCAAAAUGUGAACUCAUUGAUUGUGGGAACCCAACGCCUACAAAGGGCUUAGUGAAUUCAUCAGAAACAACUGUCAAUGCAGUGGUCAGCGUUUCGUGUGAAAAUGGUUAUAUAAUGUAUGGCGACUCAGUCAUCACAUGUCUUAGAAACGGCACGUGGUCCGGUUACCCGAAAUGCGACCCUUCGGAUUGCGGCAGACCAGCGAUCGCAAAUGCUAAAAUAAUGACAAAUACAUCAACGUCCUUAAAUUCACAAGCAGUCAUCAGUUGUAACGAGGGAUUCAAUUUAGAAGGACCAAGUGUUAUCACAUGCACUGAAACUGGAUGGAGUGAUAAUGUUACAUGUUCACAAAUUGAUUGUGGAAAGAUGGAUGUUUCUAAUGGAAGAGUGAUCGGUACAUAUUCACAUUAUGGGGCUGUUAUUGAAGUGGAGUGUAAUACUGGAUAUUUUAUUCGGGGUGACAUCAAAUUAACAUGCCAAGGCACAGGUCAAUGGAGCAACAAUCCAACAUGUGUCAUUCAAGAUUGUAACAACGUGACCACACCAACCAACGGUAUAAUACUAACGAGUCCUGUUUUUACCACCUAUAAUUCAUCGUUGCGAUUUCAAUGUGAAUCUGGUUAUCAACUCAUCGGAAAUGACAUAUUGUGGUGUGACGCAGCAGGCAAUUGGAACAGUUCAGUUCCUACCUGCAAUCGAAAAUAUUGCGGUGAUCCUACCCCAGCAAAUGGUGAACUAAACGGGACGUCAUUCUACUAUACUGACGUGGUUUCUGUAUCCUGCAAAACUGGCUAUUCGUUGUCCGGCGGACCUGUGAUGAAAUGUCAGAGUAAUAGUAAUUGGACAGACUAUCCGACAUGUAUUAUUGUUGUGUGCGAGCAGAUUGACCUGAAAAAUGGUAGAGUGAUCGGCGCAACAAGAGAGUUUGAGUCAAGAGUUCAGGUGCAGUGUAAUAUAGGGUAUGAUCUCCAGGGUGACGAUAGACUUGUAUGUCAAGCCAACGGUCAAUGGAGUGGGAGACCAACAUGCGUCAUAAAAAAUUGUGGCAACAUUACCGUUCCAUCCAACGGAAUGCUCUACGAACAUGCCAUGGUGACAACAUAUAAUGCUCUCUUACGAUUUCGAUGUGAAGAAGGGUAUCUGCUGACAGGAAAUGACAUCAUGUGGUGUGCUGCUACAGGAGUGUGGAACAGCUCUGUUCCGACCUGCAUCCGAAAAUGUAAUAUUAUUAUUGUGUAA